UGGGGCGCUGGGUGAGGCUCCGGCCGGCCGGCUGGUAGAUGGGUGGGCGCCGCUCUGUUUCGGGCUCCUCUGCGCUCCGGAUCAGACGCCCUGCCGGUUUCCGCAGACGAUUGUUUUUUUGGAAGUGUUUCAUUUCCGAGACUCCGCAGCCGGAAACGGGUUUUCACGUAUUCCGAGCAUCUCAGCAGCUGAACUCGCGUUCAUCGUCAACAACCUGUGAUCUGUAAUGGGACUUAGCACGAAUUUAAACCGGUGAUGUGGUUAUCAAAGAUGUUGAUAUUACUGGACAGCUUUGGCAGAAUGAGUGAACAGUGAGUGGAGAAUUUUCUUGUUUCUAUCUGCUGGGCAACUUUGACCUGUUGAAAUGCUAUAAAUUUAUGAAAAAAUGAGUGUUGGACGCAAAAGAACAAAGCUGGUUGGGAUUAUGAUGAUGGUAAAUUUCUUCAUUUAUGUCGUGGUAGAGAUUUCCUGGAAUGAUCAUGAAGACAAAAACUCGACCAAAAAGAUGAUCAUUGCAGACGGUGUAUUUUGGAAACCAGUAGUUCAUAUUAAACCAUACUGGAAUCGAGAACAGCACAAAUUGGAUGAAUUGUACAACCCUGUUACUGCUGCUCUACACAACAGAACUGUGAUGGCGAACAUAAACAUUACAAACAUGUAUACUUGUGAACCUAAUUUAAAUUUAAAGGAGGAGAUCAGUAAUUUCGAUAGUUUGCCUGACCGUUUCAAAGAUUUUCUAACGUACUUGCGAUGUCGGAGCUAUCCCUUAAUAAUUGACCAACCGACAAAAUGCCAGAAUAAGCCUGUGCUUCUGUUGGCUAUAAAAUCACUGGAAUCACACUUUGACAGAAGGCAGGCCAUACGUCAGUCCUGGGGAAGUGAAGCCACAAUUAGAAAUAAGACCAUUGCAAGGAUCUUUUUACUGGGCAAGUCUUCGCAAGCAGAUGACUUUCCUAACUUAUCAGAUAUGCUUCAAUUUGAGAGUAACCAGCACAAAGAUAUUCUUCUGUGGGAUUACAGAGAUACAUUCUUUAAUCUAACACUAAAAGAAGUGUUGUUUUUAGAGUGGAUAAGCAAAUCCUGCUCCAAUAUUCAAUACAUUUUUAAAGGAGAUGAUGAUGUCUUUGUAAACACGUUACAGAUUCUAGAAUAUAUAGAUACAUUGGAUAAGAAUAAAGCGAAAGAUCUGUUUAUUGGUGAUGUUAUUACAAAUGCAGGACCUCAUCGAGAGAAGAAACUGAAGUACUAUGUUCCUGAAAGCAUAUUUGAAGGUGUGUAUCCUCCCUAUGCAGGUGGAGGUGGAUUUCUCUACUCUGGAUACUUGGCAAAGAGACUUCAUAAUAUUUCAUAUCAAGUAGCACUAUAUCCAAUUGAUGACGUGUACACUGGAAUGUGCCUUAGAAAACUUGGCCUUGCUCCAGAGAAACACAAGGGUUUCAGGACUUUUGAUAUUCUGCAAAAAGAUAGACAAAUUACUUGUGCAUACAAAAAUUUAAUAUUAGUCCACAGCAGAAAUCCCCAAGAAAUGAUAAGAAUCUGGAGCAGGCUGCAGGAUCCUCAAUUGAAAUGUUAAUCUAAAAUACCAUAUGAAGAAAAUGGUUGAAAGAGUUGAUACCAGCUUCCAUUGGACACGGAGGGUUAUCUGAUUUUUUGCAUUGUUAUAACCACUUAAUGAUAUCAUGUUGCUAAUAGGCUGUGCAAAAUCUGUGUGAAGGUUUCUCUCAGAGGAUACCAAUUGUGAACCUCAGAAGUAUUGUGGGUCCAAAGGUAUCUGUAUUCCUUAGUCAGGAUUUGCAUUCGUUGUGUUGAUCAACCUGAAUGCUACAUUUCACUGAAUGCACAGAAUAAUUUUAUGAAUUCCACAAUUUCCACCAUCUCUCUCUAACAUGAUGUCAUCUUCCACAACGGAUCAUUCCCAUUCUCUAUCAAAAGGAAUCCCAGGAGAUUAUUCUGGAGCCAGUUGAAAUAAGGUCUGGUGAUAAUUGGAACGGAGUGGUUCAUUCAGUAUAUUGUAGCCAAAUAAAAGAGGCGGCACAAAGAGAUUACAGAAUAUUACCCUGGACUAUGUCAGCCAUGAGCAUAAUAUUGUCUCUUUAAAUCUUGUGCAAGCAGAUUAUUUUUGAGAUUCACUAUCAAUUGUAUAUGAUUAUAUGUGCUGUACAUCAGGAAAGGGGAUGUUUCAUGUCUUCAAAGAAGAAUGUAAAUGAAUUUUGUUUAAUAAAUCUAAUUUCUGAAUAGAAAGUCAAUGCUAUUUAAAUUUUAGUGCAGGUUGCAAAAGAAAUCCAGAAGUUUUAUAAAUUCUGGAUUUGUCCCAGAUUAUUUCCAAUCUAUUAAAGGUUGCUGGACAUUCUCCAUAAUAUGUAAGCAUGUGUGCUUCCUGUGUUUUAUGUGGAAAAGUGCCUGCAUUUUAUUUAUUCAGAUCUACGACCAAAUUGUUUUUAAAAUGGAAAAUAUACAAUGUAUAUUUUGUCUGUAAAAACUUGUUAAGUGUGACUUGUCUCUAAAUAAACAGUUAAUAUAAUCCUUGGCAUCUUUCAAGAUAUAAUAAAAGAUAAUCCAGAAUGCAUUUCUUUAAACCUGAGGGGGAAUAGGCUCUAACUGCACAUUAUACAGAGUGUCCUAACUCCUUGUACAGUGGCUGCACGUAGACCAGUUAAACCAAGAAAAUUCCCUGGACUUUCCACCAACAAAUAGACAUUAAAUCAUCCUAAUACAUAAAACCAUAAAGUAUUUCAUCCAAUUCCACCCCCCCCCCAAAAAAUGUAAUUGAUUUCAACUUUGUGGUUGUUGGUUGGUAAAUGGGGCCCUCCAUAUGUGUGAAAGAUGAUCGGAGGAAAAGUGCUCCCUCCAUGACAUCAGAUUUCAUUGUUUUCCUUUGAUUUUGCUAUUUAGUAAUUCUCAGCAAGAUGGUUGGAGAUAGUUAUAUCCCAUUGAUUUUAAUGUGCAAGCUAUUUAAAAUCAAUAUAUUUGAGACUAGUAGAGCUUUCCCUUGGGAUUUAUGAAUACUUAAUAUGAUUUGGUAUCUAAAAUUUUAAAUGGGAACAUUUUCAUUUAACUUGCCUGUCAAGAGAAGUAACUGCUGAUUUCACUUCAUGUAUGCAUUUCAAAACAAAUGUAUUUAAAAUGAAUCACUUGUGGCUCUUGGGUGUAUGUUUUAUUUACAGUAUGAGCUUAGUUGCAAUAUUAUAGUUAAAUUUUGUUUCUCUGAUACUUAAAUUAUGACACAACAUGGUUCACAGAGAAAGAAUAUUGCCAUAUUAGGAGUGAAGACAUCAGCACCAUUUGUGGUGCAAAUUUGUGACUCAGUUACUCAAGAUAUGCUUGCAUUCACUGCUUUUCUUGGUGCUAUAUAAGGAAUUAAAACUGGGAAAUGGGGAAGGAUCUACUGUUUAGUAUUUCAAGGUACUGGGAUUGUGUAGUUUCUGCACUUUAACUGUAAGGGUCCCAUGGUUUGACAAAUCUGGCUGAUGAUCUGGAGUCUUGUAGCAUGAGGUCCUUUGAUUUGGCUUUAAGUAUUAAACUGAGGAGCUCUUGCGCAGGUUGGGCCCAUAUUUAAAUUAGAACUAAGCCAUUCAACAGUAUUAGAAAGGCUUUUCACCAUUUUACUAGUCUAACUCUCAACUGAAGCAUGAAUGUCUUCAAAUUGUUUUGUGGUUUGUUGUUGGUUUAUCUCAUGUCCUGCUUUCUGGAUUGCUUGGCAUAAGAGAUCAUAAUUUAGUUCAUAACAGGGCAUUAACAUACCUUGGGUUGAAACAUGAUUAGAAGUAAUUGCACAGUGCAAAAGAAAGCUUCAGGAUCUUUACCAUCCAAUCCAAAAUAAGAAAAUAUGACGAUAGGUCUUUCAUAUGAAAGAGUUGAUAUCUGUAAUUGUCUUGAAAGUAAAUAAAGCACUUGAUCUUUUAAGUAAAUGACUCCAGAUAGUACAGAAAAAUAUGAUAAAUGUAUAUUCCCUUAGACUCCUAACAAUUAAAUGUAGAUCUACCAUUUUCCUUUGGUAAUUUUGUCUUUAAUUGUGGCCUUUAAGUAAGGCCAGCUUGCCCUUUAUUUGAACCUUCAAUGUAGAAAAUUAUAUUUGUAUACAACCAUAAGAAAUAGUAGCUUAUCCGUGAAGCAGAGUUAGGAAUUCACAUUUUAGUAGAGGCUGGAUUUUUCCUGAACAUCACCCUCGAAUGGAAUAAUAAAUUUUAAUUCAAGCCUUGUCUGUGCAACAUCCUUUCAUAAUUUAAUCUGUUCAGCCAAAUUAAAGGACUUGGGUUAAACUCAACCUCAACCCAGGUGUGUCUGGUGAGGUACUGCCUGACUUAUGCCACUUGUACAUACAUACAGUAACAUUACAAGAUCAUUGUUCCAAAGAGGUAGAUGUAAUUUAAAGCAGAGUAUAUCUGCAAGUUCAACAGAAGUAUGUGGGAUGAGAACUGGCGAGGAAGCAAUUAACCAUUGCUGCUGCUUACUGAAAAACUACAUUUAUUUUUUUUCUCAGUGAUUGCCUGCACUAUGUAGUUAGGUGUUUUGCUCCUUUUCAAAUUAGAUAAAACAUGAGCAGAGUUUUUAUAAACAUGAACAGAGAACUUAAUAAUUACAGGACAGUUGGAGUACAUGAGAGAACAUUUGGAAAUUAUCUUCUGUUUGGAAGAGGUAGAUUCAUUUUGUACUCAUUUGCUGAGAUGAAGCAGUUAUUCAGUUAGGAUCUAACCAUGCUUCAAAAAUUUGCAUAGUUCCCAAAAUGGAUUCAAGAAACAUUUAAGCCAAAGACACGAAUAUUCAGCUCCCAAAAAAUACUGGGGUUAUAACUGGGUCCUUCAUAAUUAAAAAGGACCUACAUUAUCUCAGAGUGGAAGUUUAGAGAAAAACUGGUACCACCAUCAGCUGCACCAGGUUCUUUGUAGCAGCCAUAAGAUGACAUUUGUAAGUUUGAGAGUUUGCAUCCCUGGGGCAAAUUGGCCAAGUAAUCAGGAGAUCGUGCCCUUGGAGAAGUUUUAUAAAAUUUCAGUUUGACUUAAGGCAAAUCAAUCCUGGGUUUAAUUUGUGUUUUACAAUGAUGUUUUUUCUUUUGCAUUUUUGUCAAUAGAUAAAUAACUCUGCUGAAUGAUGGAUAUAAUCUUGUAUUGUACUGUCCCAGCCAUUUUGAAGAGCUUACACAAGCUCUUCAAAGUAUGGGACCUAAAAUUAUAAAGUGAAAUCGAUUACCAGAAGGACUCUGGAAAUGAAAAAAGUGAGAAUGAGCCACUUCUCAAUUAGCUUUUUGCCAAACUUAUGUUGUCAAAAACCAGGUUGACUUCACCAUUUUGCAAAAACAAGUCAUUUCACACGUUUUAACUUUCAUUUCAGAAAUAUCUUAUUUUUAUAUUUGCUCAGCAAAUCCCCUCAAAUGUGUGUUCCAGAUGUAAGGGAUUCAGUAGUGACUGAAUGUGAGUAUUGCAUCGUGAACAUAUUUGUAAUAAGACCAGACUUAAACAGGGAGAAAAGUUUGUCCUUUGAUGGAACAGAAUUUCCUUUUGCCUCUCCAUAGUGGCUUUUCCUGAGUUUAAUAACCUUUUGAAGAAAUGCAAAUUUUGGGUUAAACUUUCCACUUUGUUCAGGUUGUGGGCAUGUGUCAGCUGCCCUUUGAACCUUCUGUGUCAUCACUCCACCUACACAAAUGAUGCAGCACUGUGAUGGCUGACACCACAAACAUUUCCUGUGAUGGUUCCAAUUAACAUUUCCCCUUUCUAAUGAAAGAUCUUUGAGAUGAAAUGUUAAUUAUGUUUCUCUCUCCACACUUGUUGCUGAGCAUUUUCAGUGUUUGCCAUUUUUCAGAUUUCCAUAUCUUGUGGUAUUUUGCUUUUAGCUUACCCUGAGUCAUUUCCAACCUCUUGCAGACCACAUCUAUUGUUCGCACAUCUACAUUCACACCAAUCCUUCAGUUCAGGAGUCUGACAGUAAAAACAAAAUUUCCCUCCACCCUUCAUGAAUCAUCUGAGCAAUCCCGUGACCCCCCUGUGGCCAGACAUAUCUAUGUCUGCAUGCUGGGUACUGCUGACCCACGGGAGGACUGGACAGGGUUGUGGUUGAGAAAUAAUGGUCAUAUCUGUGAGUUCAAAUUAGUGAUAAAUGUGAAUGCUCUUAGAUCCCCCUGAGAUUGUGGAGCACAAGCACAAGUCCCCUAGAGGGAGUCCAAACAUUGAAUGGGGAAGAUCCGGUUGCCUGAGGCACAUUUUAUUCAGCAAUGCACAUCAUUAACAUCACUGUGUGUGUGUGUAUAUAUAUAUCUAUAUAUAUAUAUAUAGAGAGAGAGAGAGAGAGUACUAGAUGGGCUUGGGGAAGGAGGGAAGGAGAGAAGGGGGAGGCUGAAGCUUCAAAUCAAUUGAAGGGGUAAGGGAUACAGUUAAAUGACUAUACCUUAGCUCUAGGUCAUUGAAGCCAGCUGAUGUAUUCUUGGCCAAAUCCUUAAAGUAAAAGAAGCCUUUUUGUAAGAUAAAUAUUGUACAAGUAUUUUUAACAAUUAUUCAAAUAAAAUUUAUUUUUAAAUGUGAUAAAUGUCAGAGCACUUCUGAAUUCUAGAUGUUCAAAGAAAUGUAAAAGUAAAACCUGUUUUAAUAAUUUUGGUUUUGUACCAAAAUGUAUACAUUUUGUUCUUUUAGUAACUUUCUGUGCCUGAAUAAUCAAGGUUAUUAAAUAUGUACCUGAGGUCAUAAAUAUCUUUGUUGCUUGUGUGUAAUCUUGACCUAGUUCUAGGUUAUCUUGUGUUUUACUAAAUAUAGCAAAUUUAAUGCACUCACAAAAAAAAACAACUACAGCAGUUCAGUGGGAGCAACGUACCACUUGCUGACCUGUGUUGGCAUUGAAUUGAAUUCAUUACUCUCCUUCAGUCUUCAGCCUUGUGCUAAUAGCAGUGACAUUACAAUAAGUAUGUAAUAUGUUAUGAAUGUCUGAAAUAAACUUUAAUUUAUAUAAUGGACUGACAUGGUUACAACUUUCCAAUUGCAGAUGUACUGAGAAAACAUGUUGUUUGAUGUGUGAAUAUGGAUUACAAACUUCCACGUAUCUAUCAAGAAAUAUUUUUUAAAAAUCUGGAAAGGGCACAUUAAAAUUAUGUAUAACUAAAACAACUUUCAAAAUGUUAAGUUUCUCAUUUAUAAAUCCAUUUCAAGCCUAACUUCCACUUCGUGAGGAACAAAGAAUCUGGAUAAUUAACCAGAUUUACUUUAAACCAC
This is a messenger RNA of Pristis pectinata (smalltooth sawfish), 7193 nucleotides long. It is a transcript of the gene b3gnt2b, whose product is annotated as UDP-GlcNAc:betaGal beta-1,3-N-acetylglucosaminyltransferase 2b. The transcript has 3 exons. Gene Ontology annotation, molecular function: hexosyltransferase activity. The record is from RefSeq and is a predicted model, not a curated record. The coding region runs from base 386 to 1573 and encodes 395 amino acids. Lineage: Eukaryota; Metazoa; Chordata; Chondrichthyes; Rhinopristiformes; Pristidae. Gene Ontology annotation, cellular component: membrane.